AUGGCGGCAGAAUCACCUAGAAAAACAUCGAAGUACAACUGCACAGUCGUUCGACCACAAGCUUAUAGUGAUAAGUCUGUAGUAGAGAGUGUGGUAGAAUUUAUAUCAGAUGUUGUUCCACAAGCUUAUAGUGGAAAUCAAAGAACUGAUGAUAAAGAGAAGAUAGUGUGGGUGAAAUUUGAAAGAUGUGAUAUAAAUGAUUUUACAUGCAAUCCUAAUUUAAGUGGUUCCAGUGAACAUAAAAUAUUACCACUGUUACUAGUAUUAGGCUAUAAUAAUGGUGUUCAGAUUUGGAAUAUAGCUAGUAAUGGAGAUGCUCAAGAGAUAUUAUCAUUAAGACAGGGUCCAGUUAGAAUUUUAAAAGUUUUACCCACCCCUGAUAAUGGAAUUUGUGAUAAUGAUAGUUUUGCUAAGAAAAGACCACUUGUUGCUGUUUGUGAUUCAUCAAGUGCUGGUCAGCCAUUCUGUUCUGUAAAGUUUGUAUCAUUAAGAAGUGGAGAUGAAGUCUACAGUGUGCCAUUUAAAACAAUACCAGUUCAUAAUAUAGAGGCCAAUAAAAGAUAUGUAGCUGUAGUGUUUCAAGAGAAGAUAGCUGUCUUUGAUGCCUGGAAUUUACAGGAAUUGUUCCGAAUAUCAGGAUGCUAUCCUAGUUCCUCGUUUAAAAUGAACCCUAUAGCUCUAGGUACUAGAUGGUUAGCCUAUGCUGACAGAAGAUUGGUGCCAUACCAUCAGUCUUGUGGUGGAAUGUCAGGAGAUGGUUCUCAGUCUUAUGCUGCAACUGUUAUCAGUGCUGCCAAGGUGACUAUUAAAGGGUUAACUAUGUUUGGUGAAGCUAUGGUUAGUAGUGUCACUGGUAAUAAACCAUCAAUAACUACUAGAAGACAAGAUAUGACUCCACCAGUUGAUAAUAGUAAUCAUCCUGGUAUAGUUUCAGUUAUUGAUAUACCUAAUAUUAAAACUAAACAGUUCAGUGUACAUGAAGAUCAAGAUUGUGAUGGACUGAUAGCUCAUUUUCAUGCUCAUACUAAUGAACCAGUAGCAGCAAUGUCAUUUGAUUCUAGUGGUACACUCUUAUUAACAGCUUGUAAACUUGGUCACAACUUCCAUCUAUUUAGACUGAUGGCUCAUCCCUGUAGUUCAUCUUUAGGAGCAGUACAUCAUCUUUAUACUCUUCAUAGAGGUGAAACUACAGCUAAGGUCAUUGAUAUAUCAUUUACUACAGAUAGUCGGUGGGUAGCUGUUAGUACUCAUCGUGGUACAACCCAUGUAUUCCCUAUUACUCCUUAUGGUGGACAAGUCAGUGUAAGAACUCACUGCCAUGCUAGAGUUGUAAAUCGUGUCAGUAGGUUUCAGAAGAGUGCAGGAAUAAGUGAUAUUGAGAGUUCUUCAGCUGGUAGAAAUAGUCCUGUAUUGUCUGGUAGUCCAUCAUCAUCUGGUCAUGAACAUUAUCCUAGUCUAAUCAGACAAAAUGCUUUAAAUAACAACAUGGGUAACCCAAGACUACCACCAUACCCACAUCCAAACAAUGUAUACCCCUUAGCUCAACUACGCCAACACCUAGCUCUACCAGCCCUGACAACUGGUAGCAGACAACAAAGUCCAUCACAUUCAGCAGGAGCCACUGAAAAUAUCUUCAAUGUAUCUGCAUUCUUUGCACCAGCCAGAUUGUUUGUGGCCUCUGCUACAGCUGCAGCUGAAAGAAGAGAACACAGUGGAAAGAAAGUAGUGGAUUCUUUGUUUGUAAUUGGGCAGAAUGGUACUUUGAUAGAGUAUAAUCUAGAACCUCAUCCAAAGAUAACAACAGAUAAGCCAACUGAUGACACGCCUCUAGACCUUACUUGUACUGGUGUGAUUCAAUGGCAGUUACAAAGAUCCAAGACAUCAGCUGAAAUGAAGCCACCUUUACCAAGUAAUAGUCCUUUACUAUUGGCAACAGAUGCUGUCAUUACUCAACAGCCUACAAUAUCUACAGUACCAGUAUCAAGACAUGGUUCUAAAGAUAGCUUAUCAUCAGAUCAUAGUAAUACUAGUAAAGAAGAUUUAGAUACACAAUGGUCAUCACAAGUAGAAAUCAUAACUCAUGUAGGACCACACAGAAGAUUAUGGAUGGGACCACAAUUUUCAUUUAAAACUUACCAAGACCCCCAGAACACAACUAUAUUGUCAUCAACUUCUUCGUCAUUAUUUUCUGGAAGUCCUGAUCAACAUUCUUUACCAAUGGAUAUGUUACCUGAUGAUUGUGAUCUCGAAUGUUUAAAGCUACAGCCCAAUCGAUCUAGUCCUGUUGCCAUGCCAACAGCAAGACCAGCUUACAGACGUUCCUCAGCAAGUGAUUAUAUACACUUUGACCAGUCUCCUAACCUAAAUGAUGUAUUAUGCCCAUGGGCUGAGUCUAGUAUGUCCAGACAGCCAAGAAGUAGUGAAGAAGAAGAAGAAAGACUAAGAGAGACCUUAGCUGAUGCUAUGGUAGAAUCACCCAUGAAAGAUUGUGGACCAUCAAACAUCACCAUGAGAGAAGGUAGGUUUUAA
Lottia gigantea (owl limpet) is the source of this 2529-nucleotide messenger RNA. RefSeq lists its product as hypothetical. The transcript is spliced from 20 exons. The record is from RefSeq and is a predicted model, not a curated record. Gene Ontology annotation, cellular component: cytoplasm. NCBI's taxonomy places the organism in Eukaryota, Metazoa, Mollusca, Gastropoda, Lottiidae. Gene Ontology annotation, biological process: response to starvation; autophagy. Gene Ontology annotation, molecular function: protein binding. The coding region runs from base 1 to 2529 and encodes 842 amino acids.